AUCCUUGUAUUAUUAUUGAUGGUCAGAAUCAGCCAAUCACUGUCAACGUCACAAUUGCGAUCGUCGUUUUGGUGUACAGCCUGAGCCUGUGCCCUCGUGCUUCACCGAACUUUCACGGAGUUGAAUUUCCGUUCCACCUACUCUGCGUGUAGAGUAUUUCAAAACCUCACCAGAGAAGAGAAGCCAAACACAAAUCAACCAAAAGCCAUGGAAGAAGACACAAUAGUCCUCUACGCAGCUCCAGGAAUGGGGCACAUAAUCUCCAUGGUUGAGCUAGGCAAGCUCAUUCUCAAUCGCUACCCCGAAAAAUUCUCCAUCACUAUUCUCUACACCUGCGGUAGCUUUGUGGAUACUCCAAGCAUCCCCGCCUACAUCCGCCGUAUCUCCCUAGCCCAUCCUUCCAUGUCCUUCCGCCAAUUCCCUCGCGUUCAAAAUGAAAAUACAUCAUUAAUUGGCCGCAGCGGCGCUGCCAUAAUGUUCGAUUUCAUCCGCCGGAAUGAUCCUCAUGUCCGCCUCGCCCUCCAAGAGAUCUCCAAAUCUUCCGCCAUUCGCGCUUUUAUCAUCGACAUCUUCUGCUCCUCGGCGCUGCCAAUGGCGAAGGAACUUGGCAUUCCCACCUACUAUUUUUACACUUCUGACGCUGCAACUCUUGCGGCUUUUCUGUAUUUCCCGACAAUUGGGGAACAAACCACCAAGAGCUUGAAGGAUCUAACCGAGACUGUUUUCGAGUUUCCCGGGUUUAAGUCUCCGAUCAAGGCCUCCCACAUGCCUGAGCCAAUGCUUGACCGAGACGACCCUGCGUAUUGGGACAUGCUCUACUUUUGCUCACACCUUCCCAAAUCUAAUGGGAUCAUAGCCAACACGUUCGAAGAGCUGGAGCCUCCUGCAGUCCUCAAAGCCAUUGCUGGAGGUCUCUGUGUUCCUGAUGCUCCCACUCCUCCCGUCUUCUACAUUGGGCCAUUGAUUGCUGAAGAAAAACAAUCUGGUGAUGCCGCUGAGGGGGAAGUUUGUUUGUCAUGGCUUGAUAAACAGCCAAGUCGAAGCGUGGUGUUCCUCUGUUUUGGAAGCAGGGGAUCAUUCUCAGGGGCUCAAUUGAAGGAGAUGGCAAAUGGGUUGGAGAAGAGUGGGCAGAGGUUUUUGUGGGUGGUGAAGAAGCCUCCCCUUGAUGAGAAAACCAAGCAGGUCCAUGGAGUUCAUGACUUUGAUUUGGAGGGUUUGUUGCCAGAAGGGUUCUUGGAGAGGACCAAAGAUAGGGGUUUGGUGGUGAAGUCAUGGGCUCCGCAGGUGGCGGUGUUGAAGAAGGAAUCGGUGGGCGGGUUUGUGACGCAUUGUGGCUGGAACUCGGUUCUUGAAGCGGUGAUCGCCGGCGUGCCGAUGGUGGCGUGGCCGCUCUAUGCAGAGCAGCACAUGAAUAGGAGUGUUUUGGUGAAGGAAAUGGAGUUGGCGAUUGCUGUGGAGCAGAGAGAGGAAGAUGGGUUUGUAUUUGGGGAUGAAUUGGAGCGAAGGGUUAGGGAGCUGAUGGAGUCGGAAAAAGGGAGAGAGCUUAGAGAAAGGAGCAGGAAAAUGGGAGAGAUGGCUUUGGCUGCUUGGGGUGAGUCUGGUUCGUCCACUAGAAACUUGGUCAACUUUGUUAAUAGCAUUACAUAAGUUCCGGAUUGCAUAAGUAAAUUACCAAGGGAGCACCUUCUCGUGGUUAACAAAUUUUCACUCUGUAUAUAAUCAUAAUCUGAACCGUCAUUUUCAUGUAUGUAAAAUAUCAAUGAAAUUGGAGAGUGUUUAGUUA
Messenger RNA from Prunus dulcis (almond), 1783 nucleotides. RefSeq names its product UDP-glycosyltransferase 88F5-like. Gene Ontology annotation, molecular function: UDP-glycosyltransferase activity. The transcript has a single exon. NCBI's taxonomy places the organism in Eukaryota, Viridiplantae, Streptophyta, Magnoliopsida, Rosales, Rosaceae. Bases 208 to 1647 code for a protein of 479 amino acids. The record is from RefSeq and is a predicted model, not a curated record.